This is a messenger RNA of Durusdinium trenchii, 1320 nucleotides long. NCBI's taxonomy places the organism in Eukaryota, Dinophyceae, Suessiales, Symbiodiniaceae. The record is from the annotation of a GenBank genome assembly.
AUGGACGAGACAUUGGAUUUGGUGUUAGCGCGGCCUUCUCCUCUGAGAGACUGCAGCAAUGAAGUCGAAGCCUUUAAGACUCCCAACAAGCGCCGCAGCCGCGGGGAGGACCGACUUCGGCGGCCGAGUCAUGGCUCGGAGGAAGAGACCAGGCCCCUGGCUGAAGCGGAGAUGAUGAGCUUCGACGAAAUGCGUAAACAGCUGAGCUUAUGGCAAUCACACUUGACGGAUCUCACGGCUGAGCACAGGGAAGCUGAAAGACUGCGGCAGGACACGUCCAGCUUGCGGAGCAGGCUGGUGAAUUGCGAGGCGGAAGCGAGCGAACGUGCCAGGAGGCUAGCAGAGACCCGAGUUCAGGUCCAGCAGAAGAACCAGGAGCUGGCAACAGCGCAGGAGCAGUUGAAGAAGAAGUUUGUUGAGCUCGCUCAAGAGAAGGAGGCAUCUCAAGAGCUGCGCUGGCAGAUUCGCCAGUUGAGAGAGGAGACCGAGGAGCAGCUGAACCAGAAAUCGAUUGAGCUGACCCAAGAGCAAGAGGUCGCCGUGAAGAUGAGGGAGGAAGUUCAACAGCUGGUGGAUGCCGCGACCAAUGCCAACGAGAUCCGUGCGGCGUUGGAAUCUGAGUUGGCUGGCGCCAAAGCAGAGCUCGCCUCCAACCAUGCGCAACGCACGAGAUUGGAGGCACGGAAUCUGGAACUGGAAGAACAAGUCAAGAACAUGGAGGCGCAAUUGAAGGACGCUGACUCCAAGCACCAUGAAUGCUGCAAGGUGAUUGCAGAGCACAAGACUCUUGAAGCUGAGCUCUUGAAGGUGCGUGGCUCGUUGCAAGAUGAGUCGGAACUUCACCAGGACGAGCUUCGCGCACUGACUGAAGAGGUGUCUGCGCGCCAAGUCCAGGUUCAGGACCUGGAGCUGGAGCUCGCGCAGAUGAAGGAUGCAUAUGCCUCGUUGGAGACCCAGCACCACUUGGAGAUCCAGGAAUUGACCUCUCAGAUGGAGGAGGCCCAAUCGCUCCCUUCACGAACUUUGCAUGGGAUGCAACGACCAAGCCAAGGCCAACACAAAAGCUGGACGAGCCAUGUUGAAGGAGACAGAAGCGGCCCUAGGCCCAAGAGUGAGGAUGUUGCAGAGAUUUCCGAAAUUUUGGGGUCCAAAUUGAAGGCGCCUCAUGUGCUCGAGGGAACUUCCAUGCGGCCCACCCCUCCAAAAAGAACCCGUCUGAAGUUCGCUGAGGCGCAAGACUUGGAGGAGCAACAGACUGAAGUGACACGUCGGGAGCGACAGAGUGCUACGUUGGACUUGUCGUUGUGUCUAAACCUGUAA